Molecule: messenger RNA, 2376 nt
Organism: Gossypium raimondii (Peruvian cotton)
Lineage: Eukaryota; Viridiplantae; Streptophyta; Magnoliopsida; Malvales; Malvaceae
Product: hydroxyproline O-galactosyltransferase GALT4
Exons: 7
Coding region: 207-2207 (666 amino acids)
Cellular component (GO): Golgi membrane
Molecular function (GO): carbohydrate binding; galactosyltransferase activity
Source: RefSeq, a predicted model, not a curated record
UUCCUUUUUCCAUUCUAUGAAGCUCUCUCAGUCUUUCGCUUUCAUUCUGUUUUUGAAGAGCUGCUUAUGCAUUCUCUGGAUGCUUUCAGCUUAACUAAAACAAGCCAAACCGUUUUCUCCUUUCCCUGCAAAUCAAAUCGAGGGUUUGAGCUCUUUACCUAUUUCCAUAAACCCAAGCCAACGCUUUUGAGUUUUUCAAGUAAAGGAUGAAGCUAGCAAAAUUUGACUCGUUAGUGUCGCUGAGUCGACUUAGGCUGGUUCAGUUCUUGAUGGGGGUUUUGUUUCUUUACCUUCUCUUCAUAAGCUUCGAAAUCCCGCUGGUUUUCAAAACCACUUCGGCGGGCUUUUACACGGACGCAUUGCCGAGACCUUUGUUUCUAGAGAGCGAAGAGGACUUCACCGACAAAUCGGCGCCUGCUCGCCCGACCGAUGACCCGGAACUUGUCCGUCUAGCCGGAAGCAGGACGCCGCCGCGGAGAAUGUGGGAGUACAAGGAAGUAUCGGGUCUUCUUUUCAACGAAAGUUCUUUCGACAGCAACGAUUCUAAAGACGAGUUCUCGGUGCUCCACAAAACCGCACGACACGCCUUCGUUCUCGGCAAGAAACUCUGGGACGACCUACAAUCGCCUCAAAACAAGUCCGAUUCAGAACCCGAACGGCAAAAUCAAAAGCAAAAUCGAACCGGAUCGUGCCCGGAAUCAAUUUCCUUGUCCGGGUCGGAGUUCGUGAACCGGAGUCGGGUCUUGGUCAUCCCCUGUGGGUUAACAUUAGGGUCCCACAUUACGGUGAUUGGGAUGCCGCAUUGGGCGCAUGCAGAGUAUGACCCAAAAAUUGCAAUCUUAAAAGAAGGGGAUGAGUCAGUGAUGGUAACGCAGUUUAUGAUGGAGCUGCAAGGGUUGAAGACGGUUGAAGGCGAGGAUCCGCCGCGGAUUCUUCAUUUCAAUCCAAGGUUGAAAGGAGAUUGGAGCGGGAAGCCCGUGAUCGAGCAGAAUACUUGCUACCGGAUGCAGUGGGGAACAGCGUUGAGGUGCGAAGGGUGGAAGUCAAGAGCUGCUGAGGAAACAGUUGAUGGACAAGUUAAAUGUGAGAAAUGGAUUCGAGAUGAUGACAAUGGCUCUGAAGAAUCAAAGGCUACAUGGUGGUUGAAAAGAUUGAUAGGAAGAAAGAAUAAGGUGGCACUUGAUUGGCCAUACCCUUUUGCAGAGGGAAGGUUAUUUGUUCUCACAUUGAGUGCUGGAUUGGAGGGUUACCAUGUCAAUGUUGAUGGGCGCCAUGUUACCUCAUUUCCGUAUCGAACUGGAUUUGUGCUUGAGGAUGCUACUGGGUUAUCUCUAAAGGGUGACCUUGAUGUUCACUCUGUAUUUGCUGCUGCUUUGCCCACUUCACAUCCAAGUUUUGCUCCACAAAAGCAUCUUGAGAGGUUGAGUAAAUGGAAGGCGCCACCACUUCCUGAAGGGAACGUAGAGCUUUUUAUUGGCGUCCUUUCUGCUGGCAAUCAUUUUGCAGAGAGGAUGGCUGUGAGGAAGUCCUGGGUGCAACAUAAGUUAAUAAAGUCUUCAAAAGUAGUUGCUCGUUUUUUCGUAGCGCUGAAUGGAAGAAAGGAUAUAAAUGUGGAACUAAAGAAGGAAGCAGAGUAUUUUGGUGAUAUUGUUAUAGUUCCUUACAUGGAUAACUAUGACCUGGUUGUACUUAAAACAGUUGCCAUCUGUGAAUAUGGGAUCCGUACAGUGGCUGCAAAAUACAUUAUGAAGUGUGAUGAUGAUACAUUUGUCCGGGUAGACCCUGUGAUUAAGGAAGCAAAGAAGCUUGGAGGUAGAAGCCUGUAUAUAGGAAAUAUGAAUUACUACCACAAACCUCUGCGAAACGGUAAAUGGGCAGUAACGUAUGAGGAAUGGCCAGAGGAAGAAUAUCCUCCCUAUGCGAAUGGUCCGGGGUACAUAGUUUCAUCUGAUAUUGCGCAAUUUAUUGUGGAUGAGUUUGAGAAUCACAAGUUGCGACUAUUCAAGAUGGAAGAUGUGAGCAUGGGAAUGUGGGUGGAAAAAUUCAAUAGUUCAAAAGCAGUGGAGUACCAACACAGCUUGAAGUUUUGCCAGUUCGGAUGCAUCGAGGAUUAUUACACUGCGCAUUACCAAUCUCCGAGACAAAUGUUAUGCAUGUGGGAUAAAUUACAAAAACAAGGAAAGCCCCAAUGCUGCAACAUGAGAUGACCCAUUAAACAGAAGAAAAUCAAUAGACAAUUUUCACUUACAAUGUGGGUAAAUUUGAGAAAGGAAAACAGAGACACAAAUUUUGCGGUCAUGGUAAAAAUCUCUGUAUAUAUAUGGGGAGAAUUGCUUACCCCACUUUUGAAAAGAAAUCAAUUAAUCAGUUUGGCCA